UGUCACAUUAGUCUACCGACGGGAACGUUAUUGAUGUCUUCACCUAUAACUUUGUGCCCACAGAUGACAGCAAACACCAAUUAUGGUUUCUUACAUAUUUAAAUAGACGGUGGAGUAUUUCAAGACAUUGCGCAUGGAUCGCUCAUCAGUUAUGGUAUUGGAAUCCUAAGAACGUAUUCAACAUGAAGCAUUUAAAAGUUAAGAUACAAGCUGCUUGUUUCUUGCUGCGUCUUAAACUAUUGCUGUUAGGUUCUUGUCAAGCAAGGGAGUUCCGACUGGGGAUGUUGAGUCCGUUCCGACAUGUCCGACUUGGCUGGGAGAACAAUGCGGCAGCAGCAACUUUGGCCAUCGAGAGGGCACAGGGAGAAGGACUCCUCGCUGGUCACAACAUCACAGUAAGAUGGAGGGACGAUGGCUGCAGCGCGCUGAAGGGGUCCGGCAACACUGUUCUGUUGAGGGAUGAAGAUGACGUUGACGUCUUCAUAGGACCGCCAUGUUCGAGUUCUACAGUGCCCUCUGGCCUCUUAGCCUCGUUUUGGAAUCUGCCAAUGUUCAGUCAGGCGUCCACUGACCCACAACUGGGCGAUAAAACAGUGUACAAAACAUUAGUAAGACUUGGGCCCCCCUUCAACAAAAUGGGCAGGGCAUUUGUUGAGAUAUUUAACUAUUAUAAAUGGUCACGUGUUAUCAUCAUAUCAAGGCGAAGAACGGACAACAAGAACGUUUUUUGUGAUUAUUCGUCUCGCGCGGCGGAAGAGAUUUUCAGAGCCAGUGAUAUGACAGUCGCUGACUGGAUCGUCAUUGAUGAUGGCAUUGGUGAAAGUGAAAUCGACGACCUGCUGUUGAAGAUCCAGCAACGAGGAAGAAGUAUGGAUCAUGUUUUAUUUGUAAUGGUUGAACAUUGA
Haliotis rufescens (red abalone) is the source of this 905-nucleotide messenger RNA. Its product is annotated as receptor-type guanylate cyclase gcy-20-like. The record is from RefSeq and is a predicted model, not a curated record. The transcript is spliced from 3 exons. Lineage: Eukaryota; Metazoa; Mollusca; Gastropoda; Lepetellida; Haliotidae. Bases 183 to 905 code for a protein of 240 amino acids.